Molecule: messenger RNA, 1493 nt
Organism: Strongylocentrotus purpuratus (purple sea urchin)
Lineage: Eukaryota; Metazoa; Echinodermata; Echinoidea; Camarodonta; Strongylocentrotidae
Exons: 3
Coding region: 141-1205 (354 amino acids)
Source: RefSeq, a predicted model, not a curated record
AACGGUCAAAUAACAUAUAAUUUGUCUAAAUAAUAGGUUUACAAACGGCGCCUAAUAGUUAAGUGCCGCUUCAAGGUGAUGAAGAUAAUUAUAUCAUAGAAUCUAUCAAUUCAUAAAUUUUGAAGAAUAAACGAAAGACCAUGAUUCGAGCUUUCGUGAACUUCUCUCCUCUGCGAUCGAUUAGUAUGAUUUUUCACCGAAAUACAUGCGAAUCUCGAAGGUUUUACACUGGAAAACGAGGUGGGAGCUCGAGCUUCUUCUCGCACUCACGAAGUUCAGCAUUUGAUGGUCAUCGCAGCCGAAACUUUCCCGAGGGGAGACAUAUUACCACACCAAGAAAGAUGUCUUCCACUGUACCAGCUGAAUGGAGGAAAUUUAUCACAAAAUUUCAGGAGGCAAAGACAGAACAGGAUGGCCUUGCCAAGAUUUUCAUUAACAAAGAUCUUAGCUAUGGAGAGUUCAACAAAUUUGGGAGACUCAAUCUAUGGUGUAUCAUCGACUACUUUGAAGCCAGUCUCAAUCUCUUCCAACCAGACUUCACAGGCAAUGAGCAUGUUUCACUGUUUGCCCGCAACGUCGAGGUUAAUCUAAAGGAGGGCACUGAAGGCAGAAUCCAAAUUGACCAAGCCCUCAAGUUUAAAAUCUGCUUGACUUACUUGGGGAAGAGUUCAGUGUGCUGGGAAGCACAGUGCAUGGAUCUUAAGACAGAUGAAGAACUGGCAAACUAUUGGAUUCAGAUGGUCACUGUGGAUAUGAAAGACCGUAAGCCAAAGCCAUUUGCGUACUUGCUUGAGGACUUAUGUCCAAAGAAUUUGCGAGAAGAGCCACCAAAUGGUUUUGAUCUUGAGUUCAAACCAGAGACAGCUUUCAAACAUGAGUUUGUUGUCAAUUGGAGCGAUACUGACUUCAAUUCUCACUUGAAUCAAGCCGAUAUGUGUCGAAUGUGUGUAGACUGCGGUAGUUUUGCUGCAACGCAGAAUAAUCUUUCUGCCUUCAGUCACGAGUUGGUGGCUUAUGAUCUAAAAAGAUGCUCGUUUAUGUUCAUGAAAGAAGCGCGCCCUGGAGAAAAGGUCCUGGUGGAAUGCUGGGAAUCUGAAGGGAGCCCUCUAGUGUUGAACUUUGCAUUUUCAAAGGAGAAUAAACUUAUCACCAUGAUACAGUUGGAAUACUUCUCAGGUGAUGUUAAUGCUGCUUCCAAGUUGUGAAAUUGCACAUCAUAAUUAAAUUUAUUUAAUUUUGACUUAGUUGUGAUGAGAAAGAAAUGAGCAGAUGUGUUAUUUCCACAAGCUCUCUUUCUUAACGUACAAACUCUGAUCUGAGAGACACAAGUAAAGUCUCCUUUGGCUCGGUGAUUGAUAAAAUGAUAAUGGAAAUGGAUUUAGCGGUGAUUAUAUGGGAUGUAAGACAUCAUUAUUGUAAAAUGAUAUACCAGUUAAACUAUAUUCCAGUGUUAGACCAAAACUGUCUGAAAUAAAUUACCAUGUGCUAGACUA